GCAAUAGCUUGCUUGAUGGACAUGAAUGCGUUGCUGGACAGAUUUCACAAUUACAUCCUACCGCAUCUGAGAGGGGAAGACCGAGUUUGUCACUGCAACUGUGGCAGGCACCACGUCCAUUACGUCAUUCCGUAUGACGGGGAUCAGUCCGUGGUGGACUCCUCGGAGAACUACUUUGUGACUGACAAUGUAACCAAGCAGGAGAUCGAUCUGAUGCUGGGACUGUUGCUGGGUUUUUGUAUCAGCUGGUUUCUGGUGUGGAUGGAUGGGGUUCUCCACUACGCUGUGCGAGCCUGGAGAACCAGCCGGCGGUACGACAAUUCCUGGUCUUGGAUUCCAAAGUUUUGUAACCUAAAGGAGUUCAGAAAACGUCACCACAGGCAGUACGAGGAGGCGACCGGGAACAUGGUGCACAUCAAACAGAAGCUGUACCAUAACGGGCACCCCAGCCCACGGCACCUCUGAGGAACGCCUUCCCCUCCAGAGACUGCAGCGAGGUUUUAAAGAGGACUUUGCUCUUCUUCCAGGGGAACAGCUCUUAGUUUGCCCCUCUCUGGAAGCCAGCGAGGACAUCAUUUUAUUUAUCCAUCCCGUGUGUCCCCGCGGCACACCACGAUGCACAACUAAGCCAGUCCUGGAUGCUACGCAGCCAAGACAUUGCACUGUGUUCCACAUUUUAUUGUCAGACUUGUGUACAUAUGUAAAAAAAAAAAAAAGCAGACCAACAAAAACAACGACAAA
Molecule: messenger RNA, 741 nt
Organism: Numida meleagris (helmeted guineafowl)
Lineage: Eukaryota; Metazoa; Chordata; Aves; Galliformes; Numididae
Gene: TMEM240
Product: transmembrane protein 240
Source: RefSeq, a predicted model, not a curated record